GGGCCGUGUCGACGUCUCUUGAACGCCCUCCAGUCCCGGGAACAAAGGACUGUCUGAUUUGAAAGACCAGAAGUCCAAUUUGCCCUUGGUAAACAUGAUGACAGAAGCACAAAUAAAAGAAAAGACUGGAGACCAAAACGUCAAAGAAAAACUGAAGCAACGCCAGGCCAUCAAUGAGGAUUAUGAGAAAACAGGCUACGACCGGGGACACCUGAACCCAAGGGACUUCCAGGGCGGUGAUGACUGUUUGGCCACCUUCACCCUCACCAACGCCGCCCCCCAGCAAUCCCGCUUCAACCGGGUCCACUGGCGCAAACUGGAAUGCAAUCUCAAGAUACAGUUAACAGAGAAGUGCUAUAAAGAAAAAGGGAAGGCCUUCCUCGUGACCGGCGUGGUGCCUGACAAGCAGAAGAAAAUCCCCAAUAAGGAUAAUAACAGAGAUCCAAGGGUGGUGGUGCCCAGCCACUUCUGGACGGCCGUUUGCUGUAAUCACGCCGACAAUAACAAGAAAUUCGCCUUCGCCUUCCUGUGGGAGAACGAGGCAAACAGCAUCCCGAAGGGCAUGACGGUGAAGGAUCUGAACACAGAGUUACAGAGGCUGUAUGGGGGCAAUCAGGCCAUCACGAUUCUUAACGAUUGCAAUGAAGACGGCCAGACGGGAAAGGACAUUUCAGCGGCGAUCAGCAAAAAAUUGCACAGCAACCUUCCCAACACGGACCAGGACCCCUGUCAGACGCCAGGGUCAUCAGGAGCAAAGCGCCGCAGAACCAAGUGACGGAAACACCCUGCUUAGGAGAAGCUGCGCUCGCUUGUGACCAGGGGAAAGAAAGUAGCACUAGAGAAAUCCCGAGAAGCUUUUUAAUUGACGGCUCCUGGGGCCGAUGUAUCCGCCUGAGCUUGUCCGUGUCCGAUGUCCCUCUUCUCACACCUGCUGCGCUUCAAAUCUUGUCUUCAAUUCGCCCCCUAUCCUGCCCUCUCUGGGCCCUGUAUCGCUGCACUGAGGGGGGGGAGGGGACACGAUUUGCCUGCUUUCAUGCUGCGUUAAGGGCUGCCGGGCUGCCAGUCAUAUAGUCUUGGGUUGGGAUGAGUCAAAAUUUGUCGUAAGCCUUUUCCUGCUUCCGUGAUGCAAAAGUCCGCUUGGCUGACAAAGAGCUGGCAAAUAAAAAGGCCGGAUGGCAA
Messenger RNA from Pelodiscus sinensis (Chinese soft-shelled turtle), 1179 nucleotides. Lineage: Eukaryota; Metazoa; Chordata; Testudines; Trionychidae. The record is from RefSeq and is a predicted model, not a curated record.